Messenger RNA from Symbiodinium pilosum, 329 nucleotides. Lineage: Eukaryota; Dinophyceae; Suessiales; Symbiodiniaceae. The record is from the annotation of a GenBank genome assembly.
GAGCUUUAUCGCAACAACGCAGCACGCCGCGCAGAGAAGGAGCGGCACAGUUCUUUGGAGACUUUCGUGGAAUCACUCCGGGUCUGCGUCGACGUGCGGGAGCCUCGAGAUGACGACACGAGUCGCGUGAGCCAAAUCUCGAUGAGAACAAACCAGUUCAACACCACCCAGAUGCGCUUCAAUGAGCAGCAGGUGAAGUCUUGGUGCUCUUCAGAGAACCGUUUUGUCCUCACCGCGCAGGUGGAGGAUAAGUACGGAGAUUACGGAUUGGUGGCCGCAGCCUUCUGCUCCCGCGCUGAGGGCUUCGUCUGCCUCGACUGCUUCGCGCU